Molecule: messenger RNA, 2358 nt
Organism: Alnus glutinosa
Lineage: Eukaryota; Viridiplantae; Streptophyta; Magnoliopsida; Fagales; Betulaceae
Exons: 10
Coding region: 36-2198 (720 amino acids)
Biological process (GO): lipid metabolic process
Cellular component (GO): extracellular region
Molecular function (GO): lipase activity
Source: RefSeq, a predicted model, not a curated record
UUGUGACCUUUUUUCCUCCUUUUUGGAAGAAGACAAUGCCUCCUUCUCCUUCUUCUUCUUCUUCUUCUUCUUGUUCGACCAUAUUAUUGUUCAAUCUCAUAUUAUUUGUUCUUUUCUGCAACACCAAGGCUGUCAUAAAGCUACCGCCAAAUGAAACCGUCCCAGCAGUUAUAGCAUUCGGAGAUUCAAUCGUUGAUACGGGAAACAACAACGGUCUACCAACUAUUGCCAAGUGCAAUUUCCCCCCCUAUGGGAAGGAUUUUCAAGGUCAUAUUCCAACAGGCAGAUUCGGCAAUGGAAAGGUCCCCUCUGACUUGAUAGCGGAGGAUUUGGGAGUCAAAGACCUUUUACCAGCAUAUUUGGAUCCAAAUCUGCAACCUCAAGACCUAAUCACCGGCGUAUGCUUCGCUUCAGGCGGCGCAGGAUAUGAUCCCUUGACAUCCAAAAGUGCGUCUGCCCUAUCAUUGUCCGAUCAAAUAGAAAUGUUCAAAGAAUACAUAUCAAAGCUCAAAGGAAUUGUCGGAGAAGAGAGGGCAAACUUCAUCGUGGCCAAAACUCUAUAUGCCGUGGUGGCUGGCAGCAACGACAUUUCCAAUACAUAUUUUGCUGGUGGCGUGCGGCAGUUGCAGUACGAUGUCCCUACUUACACCGACCUUAUGGCCAACAAAGCUGUCGAAUUCUUGAACGAAAUAUAUGCACUGGGGGCUCGAAGGAUUGGGGUGUUGAGUGCACCGCCAAUUGGAUGUGUGCCAUCACAAAGAACUCUGGGCGGAGGAGUGCAAAGAGAGUGCGCAGAAAAAUGCAACCAAGCGGCAAAGUUGUUCAACGCUAAACUGUCUUCGAAAGUGGAUUCCCUUAACAGGAUCCUGCCCGACAGCAAGAUUGUCUACCUUGAUGUUUACAACCCUUUACUUGAUCUCAUUCAUAACCCUGCAAAAUAUGGCUUUGAGUUUUCGAAUAAAGGGUGCUGUGGUACAGGGAAGAUAGAGGUCAUUAUACUGUGUAACCAAUGGUCUGCCACCUGUCCAGAUGUGUCUGACUAUGUUUUUUGGGAUAGUUUUCAUCCCACUGAAGCAGCGUACAGAAUCCUUAUUACUCAAGUCCUCCAAAAGUAUACUUCUUCUUCUUCUUCUUCUUCUUCGACCAUAUUAUUGUUCAAUCUCAUAUUAUUUGUUCUUUUCUGCAACACCAAGGCUGUCAUAAAGCUACCGCCAAAUGAAACCGUCCCAGCAGUUAUAGCAUUCGGAGAUUCAAUCGUUGAUACGGGAAACAACAACGGUCUACCAACUAUUGCCAAGUGCAAUUUUCCUCCCUAUGGGGAGGAUUUUCAAGGUCAUAUUCCAACAGGCAGAUUCGGCAAUGGAAAGGUCCCCUCUGACUUGAUAGCGGAGGAUUUGGGAGUCAAAGACCUUUUACCAGCAUAUUUGGAUCCAAAUCUGCAACCUCAAGACCUAAUCACCGGCGUAUGCUUCGCUUCAGGCGGCGCAGGAUAUGAUCCCUUGACAUCCAAAAGUGCGUCAGCCCUAUCAUUGUCCGAUCAAAUAGAAAUGUUCAAAGAAUACGUAUCAAAGCUUAAAGGAAUUGUCGGAGAAGAGAGGGCAAACUUCAUCGUGGCCAAAAGUCUAUAUGCCGUGGUGGCUGGCAGCAACGACAUUUCCAAUACAUAUUUCGCUGGUGGCGUGCGGCAGUUGCAGUACGAUGUCCCUACUUACACCGACCUUAUGGCCAACAAAGCUGUCGAAUUCUUGAACGAAAUAUAUGCACUAGGGGCUAGAAGGAUUGGGGUAUUGAGUGCACCGCCAAUUGGAUGUGUGCCAUCACAAAGAACUCUGGGCGGAGGAAUGCAAAGAGAGUGCGCAGAAAAAUGCAACCAAGCGGCAAAGUUGUUCAACGCUAAACUGUCUUCGAAAGUGGAUUCUCUUAACAGGAUCCUGCCCGACAGCAAGAUUGUCUACCUUGAUGUUUACAACCCUCUACUUGAUCUCAUUCAUAACCCUGCAAAAUAUGGGUUUGAGUUUUCGAAUAAAGGGUGCUGUGGUACAGGGAAGAUAGAGGUAUCUAUACUGUGUAACCAAUUGUCUGCCACCUGUCCAGAUGUGUCUGACUAUGUUUUUUGGGAUAGUUUUCAUCCCACUGAAGCAGCAUACAGAACCCUUAUUACUCAACUCCUCCAAAAGUAUGUCAAUAAAUUCUUCUGAGGCAACCGAUCGACCAUAUAUAUAUGCUAAGUUUCUUCACGUCGAAUUCAACAGCUGGCUCCAAUCCAAUUGAAAUUAUAAUUUUAGCUUUUCAUUCCUUCACAUAUUUGUUUAAGAUAUGAUUCAUAGAAAUAAUUAAAGGACCCAUCUUAUUUGCUCA